GAAAACUUCCCCAACCAUUUGACAUGACUCUACCAAGUAAUCAGGGGAGUAUUGCCAGCAGCAAUGGAAGUUUGGAUGUGCAAUGUGUGAUACACAGUGAAAAUCUGAUCCUCUUCUGCAAUGAUUGUGUGGAGUGUGUGUGCCCUCGAUGUUUGGUGGGGAGCAGGCAUAAGACACACAGCUUCUCGCCCUUUGAGGAGGCUUGCAAGGAACAAAAAGUACAGAUUUUAAGGAAAGUGAAGGAUCUGAAGAAGAUUCACGAGAAAGUCAAGAAGGACACAGAUCGCAUUUCUCUGACAUUAAAGGACGUUGAGCGUAUUGUCUCAAAAACUAAAGCAUCUGUUGAGGAAAAGUACAACAGGAUUAGGGAGCUGCUGGAAAAUGACAUGAGAACUACAAUAAGCCUAAUUGAAGCCGAAGCCUCAUCAAUGCAGACCCUGAUUACAGUGCAGCGAGUGGACAAGGAGGCCUAUAAGGAUGCAAUCACUUCCAUAAUGGAACGUGUCAACGAAAUGAAUAGAAACACAGACUCUGAAAACGUACAGACACUACAGGAAUUCAUGAGUUGGAAGACACGUCUUGAAACGUUUGAAGAUUUGCAGCUGUCAUUUGGUAAAGAAUUGCCAAUAGAGAAUAGAAGACUUAGAUCACUGGAACGUUCUGUUGAUGAACUGUACCAAUCCGUGAGGAAGCUGCUUCCACGGAUGUGGGAAUUUAUAAGGAAUAUUACCUUCAAUGAAAAUACGGCACACAGAAAUCUCAUUAUAUCAAGGGAUCUGACUUCAGUGCAGUACACUUCUACACCCAUUAGUGUCCAAGAAAAUUCAGAACGUUUUGAAAACUCUUUCAAUGUUCUAGCAAAUGAGAGUUUCUCAUCGGGCAAACAUUACUGGGAGGUGAAUGUAAAGAACAAGCAUGGGUGGAACAUUGGCGUGACGUAUUCCUCUAUCGCCAGGAAAGGCAAAGGCAAGGAAUCUACUCUUGGCAAGAACAAGUAUUCAUGGUCCCUUCGGAUGGUUGACAAAGAAUACUAUGCAUUCCAUGCUGAUGAGUGCAUUUUGCUUGAUCUGAGCAGUGGAGACCUAAACUGUGAACGUUUGGGAAUAUUUAUAGAUUAUGAAGAGGGACGCUUGUCUUUCUACAAUGUUCACAGAGGUACCCACCUUCAUUCCUUUAAAACAAAGUUCCGGAAACCAGUAUUUCCUGCAUUCAGUCCUGCUUCAACCACAAGUUCAAAAGACUAUGAACCAAUUGUGUUGUGCCAUUCAGGCAUCAAAAUCAAGGAAAUUCCCAACACAGACGGUAUAGAAUUCUGAGAUGGAGAGUCCUGAUUGAUUAUCAGUUUGACCUUUGAGUUACUUGGAAAGCAGUUUACACUGUAUUCUAAAAUUUUGUUUACUUUGUCUUUGAGUACUUGAUAAAUGCUUCAGUGAAAUUGUACUUUUUAUUUAUGACCAGUUACUAUUUCUCUGGUUAUUUCUCAUGCAUUUUGGCUUAAUGGUGAAUAUUUUAUAUUCCUCAAGACUAAAUGUAACAAAUUUUCAUCUUUGUCCUUUCAUGUUCAUUUGCAAAUUCAUAAAGGGGAUUUAAAUAUUGGUAUUGAAAAAGUAGAUGUCAAAGUUUUAAUUUUGAUUUCAUAAUUUCCAAAGCAAAGAAUUGCUUUUGUGCAAUGCCAUCAUAUGUUACAAUAUUCAUACCUGCCUUAUUCAUUUUUAUCUAAUAGAAAGUAUCAUUAUUGGCUUACAAAACUAAAAUCAAUUCAUUUUUUCCUCAUUGUCUCUCUCUGAGAGAGUGAUGCCAAGGCAAAAAGUAAUAACAUGGUAGAGGGUGAGAAUUAGAUAGUAUACAUGCGAUACAUUGUGACUUUCAAGUUAAUUCUGUUUUAUGUUAAUGACACUGAAAGAUCUGAUUUUAGCACAAAGUGCCUAAAACAAAGGAGACAUCAGAUGUAACCAAAAGGUUAUUCAAGGAUAUGGGUAAAGAAGGCCAUUAAAUGACUACUAAAUGUAGAAGGUCAAUUUAUGUACAACUACAGGGGAGAAGUUAACUUAGAUUUACGUUUCUUUUUCUGACAGUGGGUGUCAUGUUCAAUGUUGACAGGUAAUGCAUUGUAUGUA
This is a messenger RNA of Pristis pectinata (smalltooth sawfish), 2117 nucleotides long. RefSeq names its product zinc-binding protein A33-like. The record is from RefSeq and is a predicted model, not a curated record. NCBI's taxonomy places the organism in Eukaryota, Metazoa, Chordata, Chondrichthyes, Rhinopristiformes, Pristidae. The coding region runs from base 24 to 1316 and encodes 430 amino acids. The transcript is spliced from 6 exons. Gene Ontology annotation, molecular function: protein binding; zinc ion binding.